AUGAGUUUAAAUGGUGUAGAUCUACAUACUACAGAUUUUAUAAAUGAAAAAGAAGAAUGGAUGAAAAAAUAUGAAAAUAUUGAAUUAGAAUACGGGGCCCUGAAAAAAAAAUUUGAAGAAUUUUCCAUAGACUACAAAAAUAAAAAUGAAGAAAUAGAAAAUUUUGCAACAAUAAAAAAGGACAUGGUACUUCGCUAUGCAUACAUGAAAAAUGAAAACGAAUUUCUUAAAACGCAACUGAACAUUUUAAUACUAGAAAAAGAAGAGGAAGAGAUAAAGAAAAGAGAGUUGAUAGAAAUUAAUGAAAAACAAAAAAGAGAAAUAGAUGGGUAUAAGAAAAUAUUUGAAGAAGUAAAAAGUUAUAGUAUAUCAGUCAAAAGGAAAAAUGAAGAAGCAGAAAAGAAAAUAUGUAGACUGGUUGAUUAUGAUAUAUCCUUAAAAAAGGAUAACAUAUUAUUAAAAGAGGUUAUUAAGACAAGUGAAAAAUUAAAUAAUAUAAAUAAUAAUGUAAAUAAAUUAUUACAACUAGAAAUUGAUGAUACGAAAAAAAGGUUGGAUAUGGCAAAUAAGAAGAUUGAAGAUUUUUAUCAAUCUUUUAAUAUAUUACAAAACAAUUAUUUAAAAUAUAAACAAGAUAAUGAUAAAAAAAUGAUGUUAUUAAUACAAUGUAAUGAUGAUUUAAAAAAAGAAUUAGAAGAAAAAAAAAAUAUACAAAUGUAUAAUGAUGAAUGUAAAGUACGUAUAGAUGAUUUUAAUAGAUCUACUAUUUUAUUAGAAUAUUAUGAAAUCAAAAAUAAAGUAAAUAAUAUUAAUAAAACAAUUUUGUGGAAUAAAAUCAAUAUGUUAUAUUGUCAUUUAUAUGAUGAAAGAAGAAAAGACAAAAAUCAUGAAAUAAAUAUAUUCAUUGAGAAUCGUAAAGUCGAUAAUAAAUAUGCUACAAAUAAGCAACCAAAUAAUAAAAAUGAUAUUUGUAAUGAUAUUUAUAAUAAUAAUAAUAAUAAAAAUGAUAUUUAUAAUGAUAUUUAUAAUGAUAUUUAUAAUGAUAAUUAUAACGAUAUUUAUAAUGAUAUUUAUAAUGAUAAUUAUAAUAAUAGGAGCGAAAAUAACAAUUUUCAUGCCCUUAUAGAUCAAUUAAAAAAUAAAAUUUUAAAAGAAGAAACAAAUGAAGACAUACAUAAUUUAUUCUUUUACAAUUUAUCGUUAGAUGAUUAUAAGAAAGAAAUAGAAAACAUACAAAAGUAUUAUGAGGAACAUAAUAAAUAUGUAGAAAAAAAUAUAGACAUAUUAAUAAUACAAAAUAAUUUUCAUAUUUCUUACAUAUUAAAAGUAUUGAAUUUUAAUAUAAAAAUAAUGAAUGAUAUAAUUGAUUGUUACAAUAUUAGUCAGAUACUUUUAAAAUAUAUAUAUAAUACAUACUUAGAAAAAACAAUUGAACACAUAUAUAAUUAUAGGUCUAUUGAUAUUAUACAAGAAAAAUGUUCUAUUAGAUUUGGAGUCUUUUUUUUUAUUACGUUAUCAAAUUUUCUGUUAUGUAUAAUUAUAUAUAUGAAACUUAUAAGGACUUUAGGUCAGAGAACUUAUUUAAAAUUAAUAGAGAAUGAAGAAAUUAUACAAUUAUUUUGUUUUAGUAAAUAUAUAUUGGAAAAAUAUAUGGACAAAAUAAAAAUGAAAUUGUUUUCUUCACAUACGGAUUAUAUUACAUUGUAUAUGAUUAGUCACAGGUUAAAGGAGCUUUAUUAUUCUGUAUAUUGUUCAAAUAUUAUAAAAAAUAAAAAUAAAAAUAAUAGAAAUGAUAAAGUUAUUAAUAAUACUAAGGUGUUAUUACACAUGAAAUAUACAAAGGAUGACACUUUUAAGGAUAACACAAUACACAAUAUAGAUAAUAAAAAUAUUACAUCUCUUGAACUAUUUUGUUUUCUAAAUUUUACCCUUGCAACAUCUAUCCUUUUAAUUAUAGAUACAGAUAUUAUAUUAGAAUGUGCAUGCGAUGUAGAUUUACAAAUACAAAUCGUUAAAAAAUGUAAAGACAUGAUCAAAACAAUUGAAGUUCCUAAGAAAAUUAUCAAUCUUAGUAAUAUUCCUCUAAACAAAUAUAAAAUGUCUUUUAAAAAUUAUAUAGAACAUAUUACUAAUUUCCAACAAGUACUAACACAAAAUAUAAAUCCUAUGGAAGAUAUAAUAAAAAGAGAAAAGAUUUCUAUAGAAUAUAUUAAUAAUUUAAGUACACAGAUUUUAAACGAAUUAAAUAUAAUUGUAGGUGAAUGUUGUACUAUGUAUUCUAUAAAUAUACACCAUGAACAAAAUAAAGAUAAAAAUAAGUGUGAUUUAUAUCCAUUACAAAUAUGUGAUAUAUAUAUAAAAAUAUAUAACAAAAUAGUAUCUAUCAAAAAUAAAAAUAUUAUACAAAAAACAGAUAUUGUACAAAAGGAUGAUAUUAUAAAGAAUCUAAAAAAUGAAAUACUUCUUCUACAAAAUAAAAUCAAAUCAAUAAAAAAUAAGAUGAAUGCAUUAAUUAUCAAGGAAGAAAAAUCUAGGAAAAUAAAUAUGGAUUUGGAUAUUUUAAAAAAAGAAAAAGAGGAAUAUAUUCAAAUUAUAAAUAAUUUAAGAAAAAUUCAAAAUAAUAAUAAUAAUGAAAUUUCAUACAUUACAAAACAAUAUAAUGAUACCAAAAAUAAAUAUCUUGAAUUAUUAAAAAAUUCGGAAUCAAAAAAAAAAAAAAAAUAUCUAAAUAAUAAUAAAAACAUGGACGAGUAUCCAAAUAUAGAUAAUAUAUAUUAUAUGAAAAAGGUUAUAAAUAAUUUAUAUUAUGAAAACUUUUUAAAUAAAAUUAACAAAUAUUAUUAUUUAUAUGAGCAAAUGGAUGAUUACUAUUAUCAUAAUUAUGAUAAAGAGUAUUCGAAUAUAAAAGGAGCCAUAACAAAUAAGAUAAAAAAAAAAAGGAAGGACACUUCAAAAGAAGAAAGUAAUGAUAUAGAUGUUAUGGAUAGGAAGAAAGAUAUCGAUAGGAAGGAAGAUAUUUUUAGAAUUGAUGUUAAUGAGAGUAUUGAUUCAUUUGGCUGUAAUACAUGGAAUAACAACUUUUUUCAUAUAAACAAUAUUCAUAAGUAUACAUUCGAAGGAUUUAUAAGAAAUAAUUUAAAUAAUCAACAAUUUUAUAAUCAAUGUGAAGAUAAUAUUUUAUUUGAUGAUAUAUAUAAUUGUGAAGUUAUUAAAAAUAGACUAUCCAAAAAUAAGAAGGAAUAUUUUAAAAACAAAAUUUUUCAAUACACUUUUACAAAUACAUAUGAAUUUAAUGAUAUAAAUAAUAAAAAUAUACACAUUCUAGAUAUUAUCGAAAGAUACAAAAAAUUAAAAAACGAGAUUUUAAUAGAAAUAUUAAAUACAAGUAAUGAUGAUCAAAUUAUGAGUAUCAAACAAAAUAAUCUACACAAAAAAAAAAAAAAAAAAAAUUAUAUUCAUUUAUAUCAUAAAAUAACAGAAUUAAAAGAAAUGAUAAAACAAUAUUAUCAUAAUUAUAAUAUAACUUUAUAUAAUCAAAAUAAUUAUUCCUUAAAUAAAAUAAUGAACAUAACCAUUGAACAAAAUGUUGAAAAUGAGGAAAAGGAUGAUAUAUCAAAUUCACUAGGAAAUGAUAAGGAAAUCAAAAAUUAUGAUAAAUAUAAGGGUGAGGACAAAACGUAUAAUGAUGAACAAACAUUACAAAUAAAUAAAAAUAAAUCGUUGACGAAAUCGCAUAUAAGGGAGGAUAAAAUUAUAUUAGGUGAUAAUUCUUUAGGACAUCUAAUACAAAAUAUAUUUAACAUAUAG
Plasmodium reichenowi is the source of this 3807-nucleotide messenger RNA. RefSeq lists its product as hypothetical. Bases 1 to 3807 code for a protein of 1268 amino acids. NCBI's taxonomy places the organism in Eukaryota, Apicomplexa, Aconoidasida, Haemosporida, Plasmodiidae. The transcript is spliced from 4 exons. The record is from RefSeq and is a predicted model, not a curated record.